Messenger RNA from Psylliodes chrysocephalus, 1358 nucleotides. The record is from the annotation of a GenBank genome assembly. NCBI's taxonomy places the organism in Eukaryota, Metazoa, Arthropoda, Insecta, Coleoptera, Chrysomelidae.
UAUUAUAAACUAAUCCGUUUAAAAUUUAAUUCUCGAACCAGGAUUUAUUACGCCACAGAUAGGUGUGCUUCACGCGAAUGUCGCCAUAGUUUUGAAAAAUAGUGCCAGCCAUGAACUUUGGUGGAAUUAAUGCCUUUACAUCACUCAUGAUUUUUGCUCAUAUUUAUUAUACAAACGCUGUUGGCAUAGAUGACAAGUUAGACUUUGGAGACAGGAGAUCACAUAGUUCAUUUAUAAAUGACGGUAUCCAUAAAAAGUUAUUUAGUUCAGUAAAUAAUCCUUCCAGUAGUGUAAAUGUAGAUAAUUUUGAUUCAGUAGGAGUUGUCUGUGUUAGCGAAGGAUGUAACACCACCAAAUCAACUGAUGAAUCAGGAGAUACAAUUAAUACAGACGUGGUUGUUCAUAUAAAAACAAAAGUUAACUUAAACCAAAAUAAAACGAAAUCAAUAGAAGAUACACCAGAUAUACCUGUAGUAGUAGGCACAGAUAAUUCCAAUUUUAAUAACUAUGAUGGUGUUAGAACUGAACCGAAAAGCAUUUUUAUACCUGACGAUGGACCAUCUAUCUAUCAAAAUACUAGACAUCGUACUCAGGGAUCUAACUUUUAUUCAUCUGGCACAGAUAAUUCCAAUUUUAACAACUACGAUGGUGUUAGAACUAAACCUAAAACCAUUUUUAUACCCGACGAUCGACCAUCUAUCUAUCAAAAUACUAGAUCUCGUACUCAGGGAUCUAACUUUUAUUCACCUGGAUCACAGUAUGGCUCUAGUAUGUCUUUUUACCCAUACCAGUCGAACAGGAAAUUAGAUCCUGCAACAUUCUAUCAAAAUAUGCUAAAUCCAAAUCCAGAAGUGAAUAUUAAUUUCAGAUCUUCACCACCAAUAGCAAUGGACAUUACUAGUGACUUGUUAACCACCAAUUUUAAGACAAGUGGCAUUGAAAUGUCAGUACCAUAUUUUGAUUCAUCAUUACAUAGGCAUCAUUAUAGCGAAACUCCACCACCGCAAUACGUAUUAUAUCCAAAACAUGUAGGAGUUAUGAAUCCUGUAGAGUUUAAAGUUAUGAGACCCAACUGGAGACCAUCUCAAUGGCAAAAUCAAUUCAACCAAGAUAGACAUGGUGUUUUGCCCACAGGUACGGUGAAAUGCUUUUGCGAAAAUGAUGGCAGAACUGAUUUUCAUGGGUAUCGCAGCGAAACCGGAAGAAGCAGCGUUUAUUCUCCAAGUCGCGUAGAUUCUGUGAACGACCCUGGAGCUCAAAUAAAUGACAAACUAGCGCCUUUAAAUUAAUUAAAUGUAUUUUAUAUGAUCUGAGUUUGAUUUCUAUAUUUUCAACAUUUGCUGUAUUUUUCCAAAAUU